Cucumis melo (muskmelon) is the source of this 2853-nucleotide messenger RNA. RefSeq names its product BEL1-like homeodomain protein 1. Gene Ontology annotation, molecular function: DNA-binding transcription factor activity, RNA polymerase II-specific; RNA polymerase II cis-regulatory region sequence-specific DNA binding. The record is from RefSeq and is a predicted model, not a curated record. Gene Ontology annotation, biological process: regulation of transcription by RNA polymerase II. The coding region runs from base 667 to 2751 and encodes 694 amino acids. Lineage: Eukaryota; Viridiplantae; Streptophyta; Magnoliopsida; Cucurbitales; Cucurbitaceae. The transcript has 4 exons.
AUGUUUUUCUUUUGUAAUUCCAAAGGGUAAGGAAAAUAUACAUAUAUAUAUAUAUGUGUGUGUGUGUGUAUAUAUGUAUAUUUGUUGUAUUUUCCAAUUUCUCUUAAUUUAAUUUAAUGUACUCUGUCUAUAUAUAAUCAAAGAACAUUAAGCUUCAUAUUCUUCUUCUUCUUUCUUUCUUUCUUUCUUUCUUUCUUUCUUUCUUUCUUUCUUUUUCUCUUUGAAUGAAUUAAAGAGUAGCUUUUUUGAAGAAUAAUAUUAGAUCCGUUUCUUCUUCUUAUGAUAACCAUUUAUUUUGUUUAUGUGCUUUAUUAUCAGUUAAAUAUUAUGAUAAAUUUUUUGUUUUGAUUUAACUAAUUUCAUUUUUCAGGACCCUUAAUUACUAUUACAAACUCAUCUAUUUGUGAAGAAGCAACGUGGGGUAAAGCCCAUCAAAGUCAAUUAUAUUCUCUUAUACCCCAAAAGAAAAGAAAGAUUUUUCUCCCUACUUCUUUGUGUUUUUGGUUUUUUGGUUUUUAGUUUUCUUCUGGGUUUUUAUUUUUUAUUUUUAAAGAAGAAAGAAAGAUUUUUUUUUUCAUAAAUUUUGUACGAAGAACUGACAAAUUCUCUGGAAAAAGAACACCGCUGACACCGCCACCGGCGGCGGCGCCGCAGCUUUUGAUUAAGAUGGCGACGUACUUCCACGGUGGUUCAGAAAUCCAAACCAAUUCUGACGGAAUUCACACUCUUUACCUUAUGAACCCAAAUUACGUACCUUACUCUGACACCCACUCCCAAUCUUCUCAUAAUAUGCUUUUUCUUAACCCUUCAUCAACACACGCGCUUAACCCUUCCACCCUCCCUCACGCCCCGCCUUCCAACAACCACUUCGUCGGAAUUCCUCUCCCCACCACCGACUCUUCCCGUCCUUCCUUCCACGAAAUCUCAACCCUCCAUCCUCAUCGCCUCCACUACAAUCUAUGGGCUCCUGUGGACCAACAACAGCAACAGCAACAAUCCCUCCAUGCCGACUCCGCCGAUUUGACCUUCCGUCGCCCGACCGCCCAACAGGGUUUGUCCUUAAGCCUCUCUUCCCAACAGUCUUUAUACAGGACGUUAUCGGCUGAGCAGGAGAUACAAGGCGGCGGCGGCGGUGGUGCUCCGAGUGGGGAGGAAAUUCGGGUGUCAGGGAAUUCUGGGACGUCGGUGUCGGUGGUUUCGAGUAGCAUAACGGGGGUUCAGAGUGUGAUAUUGGGGUCUAAGUAUUUGAAAGCGGCUCAAGAACUUUUGGACGAAGUGGUUCAUGUUGGUAAAGCAAAUUAUAAAACCGACAAAUUUGGGGAUGGGACAAAGGAUAAUAAGAUGAAGAUGAAGAAAGAAUCAACGGCUACUAUUGGUGGAGGUUCUUCCGCCGCCACCGGUGGCGGUGAAACUACUUCCAAGUCUGUUGCUGAGCUUAGUACUGCUCAAAGACAGGACCUUCAGAUGAAAAAAGCUAAGCUUAUUGGCAUGCUUGAUGAGGUGGAGCAGAAGUACAGACAAUACCACCAACAAAUGCGAGGGGUAGUGAGUUGUUUUGAGCAAGCAGCAGGUUUGGGGUCAGCGAAGUCCUACGCAUCACUGGCACUCGAAACGAUUUCGAAGCAGUUUAGGUGCCUAAAAGAUGCAAUAUGUGGACAAAUAAAAGCAACAGGAAAAAGCUUAGGAGAAGAUCAAGAGAAUUGGUUGGGUUCAUCAAAAAUGGAAGGAUCAUCAACAACAUCAUCAUCAAGAUUGAGAUAUGUUGAUCAUCAUUUAAGGCAACAAAGAGCUCUUCAACAAUUGGGAAUGAUUCAACAUAAUACUUGGAGACCUCAAAGAGGUUUGCCUGAACGUGCUGUUUCUGUUCUUCGUGCUUGGCUCUUUGAACAUUUCCUUCACCCGUAUCCUAAGGAUUCUGAUAAGAUUAUUCUUGCUAAACAAACUGGUCUCACAAGAAGCCAAGUAUCGAAUUGGUUUAUAAAUGCAAGAGUUCGUCUAUGGAAGCCAAUGGUUGAGGAAAUGUAUUUGGAGGAAAUCAAAGAGCAAGAACAAAAUGGGAAUUCCCAAGACAUGAUAAGAGGAGGAGGAUCAGAUCAUCAUCAUCAUCAUCAAAAUAACAACAAUAAUCAUACUCAUAAUGAUCCACAAUAUUCCAAGACAGAAAAUUUGAUGAACAACAACCCAUCCCAUUCUUCAAUCUCAUCCUCCUCAAUCUUAGGAAUAGGAUCAACAACCGCGGGUGGCGGUUUCAACCUCGUACCACCGUCCUCUGACAAUAACAUCCUCCUCUCAACUCCCAAAAAACCAAGAACCAACGCUAUCACCACCGCCGUCAUGACGACAAACAACAAAGCUGUCGUCCCAGAAAACCCAUCCUCAGAAUCCAUGCUUCUAAGAGACAUUGAUAUUGUUAAUUCCAACACAUACCCAGUUGGUGAAAUAGGAUCAACCUUCAAUUCUGAGCUUUUAACUCCAAGAUUUCAUGCAAAUGGUGUCUCUCUCACUCUUGCUCUUCCUCAUAAUAAUUCAGAUCAUCUCUCUCUUUCACCCAACCAAACAAAUUACCAUCAUCUCUCAUCCAACCAAAACCUUCACUUGGGUAGAUCAUCAAGGCUUGAUAUCACCAAUCAUCAUCCUGGACCACCCGAUUUCUCCGACGUCAAUCCCGCUGCCCCGCCCGCCUACGACCAUGUCGAUAUGCAAACCACCAAAAGGUUCGCCGCCCAAUUAUUGCCUGAUUUUGUUGCAUGAACGUCAACCCUAUAAAAAGCAUACUUUUUCAGUAUAUAGGACCAUAUAUUUUUAUGUGUAUGUAUUUAUAUAUAUAUAUAUAUAUACACUUUUAAUUGCUUA